Punica granatum (pomegranate) is the source of this 2968-nucleotide messenger RNA. The record is from RefSeq and is a predicted model, not a curated record. Lineage: Eukaryota; Viridiplantae; Streptophyta; Magnoliopsida; Myrtales; Lythraceae.
ACUUCAUAGACACACAAGCACACGCUCCCAUACAUACAUAUAUAUAUAUAUAUAUAUGUAGGGUUUCUACUUCCAGAAUACAUCUUUUUCUUAACCAAACUCACUUUACAUCAAAACAAUCACAAGCAUCAAUUACACAAUAAUGUCAAGCUCCAUAUUGUUACUUGCCAUGUCUCUCUUCAUCUUCGCUCAUGCAACUUCUCCUAGGAGCUUUCUGAGAAGAGGCUUUUCGGUAUUGAUUGAAGAUGAACUCGAGAUUCUAGUUUCCCCCAAGAAAACGUUCACUUGCGGAUUCUAUGGAUCCGGAGGGAACGCUUACUACUUUUCCAUUUGGUUCACUGGAUCACGAGACCGUACUGUGGUCUGGAUGGCCAACCGGGACAAGCCCGUGAACGGGAAAGGCUCCAGGCUCACUUUCCGGGGGAAUGGUGUCGUGGUCUUGACGGAUGUCGAUGGGACAGUCGCCUGGGAGACCAAUACCACCUCCACCAGUGCACGCAAGGCCGAGCUCUUAGAAAGUGGGAACCUCAUCCUGAAGGACCCGUCUGGUCACGUGCUGUGGCAGAGCUUUGAUAAUCCGACCGACACACUCCUCCCUAACCAACCUUUUACUAAGAGCUUGAAGCUCAUAUCUUCCUUCGGUAGAGGUUCUUAUUAUUCGGGGUACUUCAAUUUCUACUUCGACAGCGACAAUGUGCUGAAACUGAUGCACGAUGGGCCCGUAAUAUCGAGCCUCUACUGGCCUAAUCCUGAUUCUGAUGCAUUCGGAAAUGGAAGAACGACUUAUAACAGCACUAGGAUUGCGGUUCUGGAUGACUCUGGGAUGUUCAUGUCCAGUGACCGUUUCCAGUUUAAUGCUUCCGACAGAGGGCAUGGCAUCAAGAGGAGGCUGACAAUCAAUCAUGAUGGGAAUUUACGGCUCUAUAGCUUGAAUGAGUCCAAUGGCACCUGGGCGGUUACUUGGGAGGCCCUGAAAGGAAUGUGUAAAGUUCAUGGAGUUUGUGGGAGGAAUGGGAUUUGUGUCUAUACGCCCGAGCCCAAGUGUUCGUGUCCUCCCGGUUAUCAGAUGAACGACCCCACGAAUUGGAACAGCGGUUGCAAGCCAAAGUUCAAUGUCACGUGUUCAAACUUUACUUCGGACAAAGUGAGAUUCGUGGAACUCCCACAAACUGAUUAUUAUGGGUUCGACCUGGUUUAUAACUCCAGCACCUCGUAUGAGUGGUGCCAGGAAGCCUGCCUUACAGAUUGCAAUUGCCUGGGUUUUGCCUACAGGACUAAUGGGCUGGGGCCAUGCUUCACAAAGAGCUCCCUCUUCAAUGGGUAUAAGACGCCGGACUUCCCCGGAAAUCUGUACCUGAAACUCCCAGUCUCGCUCCAAGUUUCCUCUGUGACUCCGAUAUUGAACGGGUCACUCCCCAUCUGCCCACUCGGUGAAAACACAGUCCUGGUGGGCUCAUCCUCCAUGUAUGAUGGUAUAGGGAAGAGGAUCAGAUGGGCCUAUCUCUAUUGGUUUGCGUCUGUCAUUGGGGCAGUGGAGAUCCUCUUCUUCAUGUCGGGCUGGUGGAUACUCUUCCGGAAACAGGGGGGCCCGGACCCAUUGGAAGAUGGGUACCAAGCCCUGUCGAGCCAAUUCAAGAAGUUCAGCCAUGGAGAGCUCAAGAUCGCAACGAGGAACUUCAGGGAGGAGAUUGGGAGAGGUGGCUCUGGGACAGUCUAUAAAGGCAAUUUGGGUGAUGGAAGGGAAGUGGCUGUGAAGAGACUGGGAGAUGUUCACCAUGGAGAAGAUUUCUUUUGGGCAGAGGUCAGCACAAUUGGAAAGAUCAACCACAUGAACCUGGCAAGAAUGUGGGGGUUCUGCGCUGAAGGAAGGAAUAGACUUCUAGUCUACGAGUUCGUCAAGAAUCAAUCUCUGGACAGGCACUUGUUCGGACCGAAUCUCCUGAGAUGGAAGGAUCGAUUCAGGAUUUCACUGGGGACCGCAAAGGGCCUGGCUUACCUGCACCACGAGUGCCUCGAAUGGAUCAUCCACUGCGAUGUGAAGCCUGAGAACAUACUCCUGGACCCGGAUUUCGAGCCUAAGAUAGCGGAUUUCGGGCUAGCAAAGCUCCUUCAGAGGGGCAAUGCAACCUCGGAUUUCUCUAUGAUCCGCGGCACGAAGGGGUACAUGGCACCGGAGUGGGCCCUGAACCUGCCAAUCACGGCUAAAGUCGAUGUGUUUAGCUACGGAGUGAUGGUCCUGGAGAUGGUGAGAGGGAUCAGGCUCUCAAAUUGGGCAAUCAUGGAUGUAGUUGAAGGAGAGGAAGAGGUGGAGGAAGCGCAGCUGACAAAGUUUGUCAGGGUGGUCAGGAGGAACAUCCAAUUUGAUCCGGAGGAUAACACGUGGAUCGAGAAAGUCCUAGACCCCAGGCUGAGGGGGCAGUACAGCAAAAGACAGGCAAGAGCUCUAGUGGAGGUCGGAAUAGCGUGCGUCGAGGAAGACAGGACCAAGAGACCAACCAUGGACAACAUUGUGGAUGUCCUACUCAAAUGUGACAAUGAGCCUAAUGUCCCUGCCAGGUAGAGGGGAUAAAACAACAGUUCAAUAACAAGCAAGGGUGACUGUUAAAGGCCCGGGGGACUAUGCAGGGCCACUGCGGCUAGGAGCCGGCUUGACGGAUUAUACUUCAGAUCCAAGAUCAAAAUUUUCUUUAAUCCCUCAAGAUAAGAUUCCUUCUCUAGCCCUUGCUUUGUUAUCGAGUCGAAUCGCCCAAAGGUCCCUCGGGCUUUAGGGAGCUGGUUGAUCUUCUAUGUUUACUCUUUCUUUCCCCUUUUUCCCCCAUGCAACUGUUAUGCUCGACGCUACGGAAUUUUCAUUGAGCUCGUACGGGUUUGGGCCCAUUUUUACUUAAAAACUCAAACUGAUAAGUGGUGGUUUCCAAGUUUCAUAUAAACCAAUGGAUAUUGAUAUAUCUUUUCCAUUUAUUCCUCA